Molecule: messenger RNA, 2706 nt
Organism: Kockovaella imperatae
Lineage: Eukaryota; Fungi; Basidiomycota; Tremellomycetes; Tremellales; Cuniculitremaceae
Product: kinase-like domain-containing protein
Exons: 14
Coding region: 1-2706 (901 amino acids)
Biological process (GO): protein phosphorylation
Molecular function (GO): ATP binding; protein kinase activity
Source: RefSeq, a predicted model, not a curated record
AUGUUGGCUGUAGCUUCCAAUCUAUUCGGAAAGUCCAGCUCACUCUCAGCAUACACGCUCGAUUCUGCGGCGCCAUCCCCGUCGUCCUCCGCAACCCAACUUCCUUCUGGAUCUCGGAGCACGGACGGGCCCUCUCAAUCGAAUCCGUUGAAUGUAGGUCUAUGGAAAGUAGUGGGUGCGACGCACAAGACAACUGGGAAACAUGUCAGCGUCUGGAUAUUUGAGAAGCGUAUGUUGGAUCUUGCCAAGGGAGAUGGAGGGUUCAGAUCUAAUGCUGAGGCGAAGGAUUUUGUGCUGGAGCGAUUAAAGAAGGAGGCUACAUCACUCUCUCGCUUGAGGCAUCCGGACAUCCUGCAUAUGGUGGAACCGCUAGAAGACUCCCGGACGGAAUUGACAUUCGUCACUGAGACCAUCAUCUCAUCUCUCGAGACUAUCCUCACAGCAGCCGCUGGGCCUUCAAGACGGACUGGAAAACGACCUCCAGAGGUAGAGAACAGAACCGAGGUGGACUUGGAUGAAGUUGAAAUUCAGAAGGGGACCCUACAAAUAGCCAAAGGUUUGAGCUUCUUGCAUCAACAAGCGAAGCUUGUGCAUCUCAACAUAGCCCCUUCGUCGAUCAUGAUCAACGCGAAGGGCGACUGGAAGCUGUCCGGUCUUGGCAUGACGACCCCGCUCACGCGGCCUGAUGGUACACCUAGCAAAUACGUCUAUCCGGAGGUGGACACACGGAUACCGCCUCAGAUUCAAUGGAAGAUGGAUUACUUAGCUCCCGAAUAUGCUCUCGACUACACACUUACCCCGUCGAAUGACCUUUACUCGCUUGGUUGUGUGCUAUACGCCGUUCACAUGGGCGGCCGACCGCCUUUCCGGAAUCAUGGCUCAAUGCAGAGUCUACGGGAUAAUGCCGAGGGAUCGUUGUUCAGGAAAGACUGGAUGAAUGUGUCACGGUGGAACCGGUGCAGUGCGGAACUGAGAGAUCUGCUACCCCGACUGUUGACUAGACACCCAUCCAAUCGGAUCAGUCUUGCCUCUCUCCCUUCUCAUUCAUUCUUCUCCUCUCUUGCUAUCUCGACAUUGAACUUUCUUGAUGCUACAACCUUUGCGUCCAAGCCCAGAGAAGAAAAGGCCACGUUCCUUCGAGGCCUGGUCCGUGUACUGCCAACGUUCUCAGAUAGACUGAGAAAGGGCAAAAUCCUUCCGAGUCUCUUGGAAGAGAUGAAAGACACAUACCUACUCCCAUUCAUCUUGCCCAACGUCUUUGAGGUCUCCAACACUCUGAGCAAGAGUGAAUUCACACCGGUUCUCUCAAAGCUGCAACCCCUCUUUGGUUUGCGUGAUCCUCCUCAGAACAUGCUCACCCUGUUGGAGCACUUGACCCUUUUUGAAGAGAAGACCGAUCCUCCGCUGUUCCGAGAACACGUCAUGCCAUUGAUCUACAAUGCCCUUGAAUGUGAACAUCUACCGGUGCAGGAGAAAGCUCUCAAAGUGGUCCCUCAUCUGUGUGAAAUCCUAGAUUACGGCACGGUACAAAAUGUCCUGCUGGUGAAAGUUGCGAUCCUGUUCACGCGGACACGCAUACUAUCGGUCAAGGUGCAGACCCUUGAAUGCUUCACAGCCAUGGUGAAGACCUUAGACAAGGCGACCCUCACAACAAAGAUGGUGCCUCAGCUUGCAAAGAUUAAGACGAAAGCCAUGGGAGCCAAGGUCGACCGAGAGGCGAUAGCGACUUUGGUGCUGCCUCAGCUAUGGGCGAUGUCCAUGGGGCCUUUGCUCAAUGCCGAUCAAUUCGGCCGUUUCAUGACCGUCAUCAAAUCCCUGGGUAUCAGAGUAGAGCAGGAGCAUAGCCAGCAUUUGAGAGAUGUGGGACGAAUUGAGCAACAGACGUCGUCAUUUGCUGGUGGGGUCAAUGGCUCUGCGUUCUCGAUGAAUGGACCGAGUGGAAACGGCGAGGUCGAUUUCGAGGCUUUGGUGAAGGGGCAGAAUGGUAUCGCCAAUCCUCUCGCAGACGCUGCACCUGUCGAUCCUUGGGAUGAAGGAUGGGCGGAUAGCGGAGAGUCGGACGCGACUUUGUCUCAGGCUUUCCCGGGCCUAUCCAUGACCUCCACACCGGCCAGCAGCUCAUUCUUGUCCUCGCCGAUUCCAACUGCAACCGCGCCCUCUUCAUCCUUCACCGCCACAGCCAGUGUCAGCCGCCUCAAAGCCCGACCCGUUCCAGCUUCAACUUUUGAUUCCUCUGCUUUUGCUUCGCCUCCUUCCGCACAAUCAUCACAGCUAUUGUCGCCCGGUCCAGCAUCUCGAACGCCAUCCUACAACGCAUCCCAUCAGCAUGAAUCUGCAGGGCUCGCGCCAUUGCAACCUCAACGACCAGCAGCACAGCGUGCUCCCUCCGGCAACGCUCCCAAUUAUAAUAUAUCCCUGUCGCCACAUCCCCUUACGCCAUCACAACCCUCGAACUCGUUAUCAUUCGUGUCUCCUGCCGUUGCUUCCCUCUCAUCACCUCAUUCGGCUCAAUCGACAUUCAAGCCGAUGCAGACCUUGAGCACGAUGCAAUCUAGCAAGCCAACGAUGUCGAGCCCCGCAAUCCCGGCUGUUCAGCCUCCACCUGGCUGGUCAUCUGGCGUGAUGAAGCCUACGGUUGCGCCUAAACCGACUAUUCCGAGCGUGUCUGGGAAUCAGAAUUGGGGAGACUUUGAUCCUCUGAACUAG